Messenger RNA from Eimeria necatrix, 7335 nucleotides. Its product is annotated as 1,3-beta-glucan synthase component domain-containing protein, putative. Gene Ontology annotation, biological process: (1->3)-beta-D-glucan biosynthetic process. The transcript is spliced from 27 exons. Gene Ontology annotation, cellular component: 1,3-beta-D-glucan synthase complex; plasma membrane. The record is from RefSeq and is a predicted model, not a curated record. Gene Ontology annotation, molecular function: 1,3-beta-D-glucan synthase activity. NCBI's taxonomy places the organism in Eukaryota, Apicomplexa, Conoidasida, Eucoccidiorida, Eimeriidae. Bases 1 to 7335 code for a protein of 2444 amino acids.
AUGGAUCACUUGAAGCAGACAAGAGAAGGUGGAGUCUGGACGGGGGGAAACGAGGUCCGCGACCGACUGGUAAAGUCGAAUAUUUUGUAUAUUGACGGCCGAAAUUUGCUUCAAAGCCGUAUGCUCGAUUACUACCCUCUGGGAAGAAGUGGUAGUGAGGCAUCACAGGCAAGCGACGGGAUAUCCAACUCUGCCAACAGCGGCAGCAGUUUAUCUCGAUAUAAAACGGUUCCACGUACAGCGCAGCACCAGUCCCCCUAUACAAUAGAGCAAACGAUUUGGUACGUUGUGAAACGACAAUAUCGCUUUCAAACAGAUACUAACUACAAUCAGCUGGAGGAUGUGUGCGUGAGCAUUCUUAAUUUGGCCCUGAUGGAAGCGCCUCCCGGCAUCCCAUUCUUGGGGCCAGAAGUGCUAUUUGCUUCACUAGAUGAGUAUCACUCUCGCUUGUUCGCGAAUUACUAUAAAUGGUGCGACUACGUCGGCACAGCGCCCUUUCCGUGGAGGUGCCCACCUUGGCUUGAAGACAGCUACUGUUCAGAAGACGCCAAUUUGAAAAAAGUGAAGGCUGAUUGUGCGGAGGAGGAUUCAGAAAGCAUUUGCUCCCCUCGGACUCGCCAGGAGCUCCAGCAGAUGAUGUUUGAGGUAGCAACUUUUAAACUGCUUUGGGCAGAGGCGGCAAAUCUUCGGCAUACACCUGAGCUUCUGUGCUGGCUCUUUCAUUGGUUAUGCGCGGCUUGGGACAAAGAUUUCAGGCCUGAGGAAGAUUUCAUUGACCUAAUUCGAGAUGCCAUCCAAAGAAUUCGAGACGAGCAAUGGUACAUGGCUACGUCUCUGCACACUCCCGAUCACAAUGCUCGGUUGAUUUAUGAUGACUUCAAUGAGCUUUUUUGGAGCCGUCGGUGCCUUGAUCUUCUGCAGCAGCAUGCCAAAGAUACUGGCACCCCUGAGCAAGGCUUGAAAAGCAAAGCCCAAUUCGCCCAUCCGCAAGAAGACACCAGAUCUUUUUCAGAUAGCUUCUUGAGGUCCGAUGCCCGCCCAAAAGACGAAAAAGCGCGCUGUAUGGGACUCUCAGUUUCUCGAGAGAACCUGAAUGCUGUUAUAGCGGAGCUCUCCUGUUCAUCAAAACCUGGAUCUGGAGUCAAGACUUUCGUAGAACAUAGGACCUAUGCUCAAGUUCUACGCAAUUUUUGGCGCGUGUUUGCAUGGCACGUGACCACUUUUGCUGGCAUCCUACUGCUCUACGCUGUCGUUGACGAAGAGUCUUCCUACUCUGUGAGCAAACAGUGGUCCAUCUUGACGUUGACUGCAAUUCUCUCUUACGGAAUGCUUCCUGUCCUUGAUCUGUUGCUCGUUAACUAUCGGAAGCUGGUCGAACGACAAUAUUGGAAACUUACAUGGAGACGGAUCCCACUUCAUCUAGUACGACUAGCUUUUGCUGUAGCAGCAUUGGUGACAGUGUCCUUGGAUGGACUUGAUUCAGCUUUCCUGCACUGGAAUGUAUGGGGUUUUGGCUUGCAAUCUCCGUUUCCGGUGAAAUAUCUCAGGCAUGCCAUCUGCGGUGACGCAGUCGCCCACUGCUUUGCAGUUACGCCGGCAGAAAACGACUUCCAGCGACCUUCUGCGCAAUAUACAAAUAACAGCGAUCCCUACACUAAAAUGGUGCCUAUGUUAGCAGCCAAGAUCAUGACUCAAGCAGAAGAACCACGAGAAAGAAGCACAAGAGAAAAUCAUGAUGAGGCGGCUAUGAAGAGAUUCGGAUUUUUAUGGAAUGAGAUCAUACAAAGCUGGCGCGACGAAGAUAUAAUAAACUUCGCUGAACAAGAAAAGCUUGAGUUUAACGAGCUGCCGCGAAUCUCGCUGGAGACGAAUAGUCUCUCAGAUUUGUAUUUAGGCCGUGGAGACGCAGUCGCGGACUGGAGCCAAUCUGCUGUUCGCCACCCGGUUUAUGUAUAUUGCAAUGAGCUUGCAAAAUUUUUGAAGAGCUGCGAAGAUUUCCAUUAUCAAGCCAGCGGCGACAUGCUUCGGCUGUGCAGCAAGCAAAGUCUUGCAAAGACCUUUUACCGCGAGUACCUUUCAAGUGAUCCUAACAACAAGGACCCUAGGUUUGAGACGUCAAUGCACCUGCAGGCGUGCGGCGAAAUCGCUGAAGCUUUUGUCCUAUACCUUGCAAGAUACUUCAGAGAUGGGCCUCAGCUGGUGUGGGCAAUGGAAGAACUAUGGUCAUGGGUAAGCAAAGACCAUUCAAGGCUUCUGUGGCUCAACCUCCAAGGGCUUAAGGCCUUGUCCAACGCGUUGCACGGCGUCUUUGUUCUUAUACAAAGAGCCAGCUUCUGGGCGCCAAGUGAUGCUGACAAACUGGCAAAGGCAAAUGCACAGCUGAAAAAGGCAUUACUUGCAAUGAUCAUGCUUCCAAGCACUGAACCAGAGGAACUGGGGGAAUCAAACAUUCCCCUGGUUGUCCAAGACUACGUGAAAGCCGUUAGUGUCUGCUUUGGAUCCGACUCCUGGGUCAAGGAUAUCCCGUCAAUCUUGCCAUCCCCGAUACAGCGUGCGGAAGUUGCAGUUAUGAUUGAACAACUCGAAAUACUUCUGCAGCAUACCUCGUCAUUGCUGCUCUCUAAUGAAGGAGAAAAAGAUGCAGUGAAUACAGAAGAUCUUCCACUUCUUCCUGAAGAGUUGGCGGAAAUGCGGGCGCUGUACGCACAACUAGGGGAAGCCAACGCAAGUUUGGUAUUGGGGGACAACGGCAUACAAGAUGGAUACUUCUAUAGCAGAGAGCCAGCCGACGCAAGCAGGAUAGCAUCUGUAGAGCACGCUCUGCGGCUGUUUUUUCGAAGGGCAGCACGCAUUCUUAAGGCAGAAGAUCCAUCCUUCAGAUGUGCGGAGACCCAACGAAGGUUUGGGACGUUUGUCAACUCGCUUCUCAUGAGAAUCCCAGAGACUCCAUUGGUGCGCAACAUGGUGUCAAUGAUGACUUUGACACCGUACUACAGAGAAGACACUCGUCUUGAUCUACAGGCAAGCAAAAUGGAUUUGGAGAAGCGCACCGAUGAGGGUGUCUGCAAAAUGGAUUUGCUGCGUAGCUUACACCCAGUAGAGUUCGAUAACUUUAUCGAGAGGGUUGAUCGUGACAGAGAUAUGUUUACAAUAAGACAAGAAAUAGAAGACCGUGUCACGGAUUCUCCUGAGCGCCGGAACCUAGCCUUACAGGACAUCCGCGCCCAAAUGCAACAGUGCGGUUUACUACAUCGAGACACCAAUCGGCUAGACGAAGCUCAGCUUGACAUCAUUAGGAGCCCAGAAGGGGCUUUGUGGAGAGAAGUUGUUAAUUUUGCACCUCCGUACGAAACGAAGCAGUCGACACGGGAACUGGCUCAACUGAAGUACCAGUAUGUGGUUGCUGCCCAAGAGUUCGGGACUGACCUCAACGCUCAGAUGCCAACAAAUGGCUGUGAGCCAUCCCUCUCUCUGCGGGCUCAACUGCUUAGAAAGGUAGCUUUGUACAAACUUCUGGUGCGCUACCCCACCCUUCGCAUUGCGACGCUUGAGCAUGAACGCACUCCGGAUGGCAGGCCAACAGGACACAAGCUCAGUGUUCUCUACCGACUUACCGCCGAUAUUGAUCCGAUUGGUGAACAAAUCACCACUCCGGCCGCGGCAUCGCCCACAGAGUUGAGGGCCGCUGGAAGAUUCGUUAAACUUGCAGACGGGGAAGUGGUACCUGCACAAGUCCCCAAGCUCCUUGUGCCUGCACCACGUAUACCUGUCUGUACGCCGGGCGCCAACAUGGGACCGGACUCAACUGUCACGAUAAAAAUCAGAAGCGGAGGAAACAGCAGUGAGGGAGGCCGAUCUGGUGAGGUCGUUUCAAGCCCUAGUGGCAAGACGCCUGCAACUCCUUUCACAGCGCACGCGGCGGGAAGAGGCACAGCGGCAUCCAAAGGCAUUGGUCAUAAUGGUUCCCCUCUUCAAGACAAUACGAAGCAACUGCAGACGAAAUCAACGCAGCAUCAUUCGUCCAUUGUAGAGGGCACACGCCAACUGCUGAAGCAGGGUUUCACACUGAAUGAGAUGGAUUCGCCACCAUUCUGUGGCUCGAAGGACAAAGAUUGUGACAAGAAUGUAACCUUUGGCCAAGCAGCAUCUCCAGCGGAAUCUGACGCUCAGGCAAAUUCGCGGCAGUCACUUCACGUACACGGCAGAAGAACGGGCGUCGGAAAUAAUGGUGGAGCCGGUGAUUUCGAGUCUAAAAUUGCUCGCGCCAUUCACUGGUUACAUAAGAAAAAACAGUGUGACCGUUCACUAUUUGCUGCGCGGACCAAGACUACGUUUCAGUACACGGCAUCGUCUCCACUGGCAAAUGGAGAGUCAGAUCCUAAGAAUAAGCUGAGUUUGCCGCGACAUGAGAUGACGGACGGACCACAGUGGAGUUCACUUCCCAUGCUGCAUCGAGGCAUGCCACAUGGCCUUGCCGAAGAUGCGUUGGAGGCAGCUCAAGCCGUCACGACUCCCUUACGAAAUAGCAAUCGCCUUGAUACACUGCAGGAAAAUGCGGAUGAUGCAGGCUUAUCACAACAUUUGCAUUCGCAGGGGCUUCAGGGAGAACCUCAGUUGCAUCCAGCUCCAGUCCACAACGCAAGCCCGCAUACAUUCAUUGGACACGGACAAACAAACUGGAACUUCUCAAGCGCUUCGGGAGAAUGGGAAGAUUACGAAAACAAGAGCACUUCUGUAACUUUGAGAAAUUCGCGUCAUGCACGUUCAAGCUCAUCCCGAAGGAAAUUUCGGGGUACAUGGACAAAAAAGUGUUCAUCUACCGUCAGACCCUGUCAAGCGCCAACGCUGCUGGAAUCGCAAUUUGCCCGUGCUUUGGCGCUGGACCUCUUGAACCCAGUUAUUUCAGGUGCAGACGCUGAGAGGCAUCCGCCUGCAUCCAUUUUGCGUGGAUUCUGCUCUGCUGUGGACGGUUCUUCUCGGCAAUCCACACUGCAGUUUAUCCCAGAUGAGUACGAUUCAAGCGACCCUAGGAAACCACUGAUUAGACAGCAAAUGUCACGUGUGAGGAGGUACUCCAUAAUCACUUUACAUCCUGGGCAAAAUGGCACACAGGCACGCAAAGAGUUGCAAACUCUAGAUUUGCACUCUUGGGAAUGCGGGUGGGACGCCACUGCUUCGCGCGUGGGGGGCGAUACUCUGGUAGGAAGUAGGAUAGAUGCCAGCAAUGCAAAUUGUGUCGAGCUGAUUCACCCUCAGCCCAGACAGUUUAGGCAUCGGCAAGAUCCAUGUCAUCGAGCGGAAUUUCAAGCUUCUCCACGCACUGUAGCGUCGAGCAGUGCAGCUACCAGUCUGGAUUUGCAUGAGGGGAGGAUUCAACAACGACCAGAGAACUUAGGAACAUCGGAGCGAGGCUUUGAGACGCGUGUAAACUAUUCAAGCACAGCUGCACACAGGAGCAACAGCCUUGGAGCUCUCAGGGAGAGGGGAAUUCUGACGAUGAAGGAACGCGUAGCAUUUUUCGAAGAUAAGCUGUCACGGCACCAAGCUCACGUGGAAGCUGAGGCACAAAGGAUAGCCAGAAAGCAACGUGACUCACAUCGUGGUGGAAUGAUUUGGCCAUCCCGCCGGGGCCCCCUAAGAUUAGAGGCAAUCUACAAGAUUCGUCUCCCGCUGAUUGUGGAUGAGUCUGGGAUGCCCUGGGGUCGCACCCCGAUCAUUGGUCCCGGAAAGCCCGAGAAUCAAAACCAUGCCAUUGCCUUUUCCCGGAUGGACACUAUGCAGCAGAUGGACAUGAAUAUGGAGUCAUAUCUGGAAGAGGCGAUUAAGCUUCGCAAUUUGCUUCAGGAGUUUGCUUUAAAUGCACGAAUGCGGAUUCUCGCCAGGGGCUAUUGCGUGCACCACGCAGACUAUAUACAGUGCGGCAAAGGACGAGACGUCGGUCUGCAACAAGUUGUCAUGUUUGAGAAGAAAGUUGCUGGCGGCAAUGGCGAACAAGUUCUUAGCCGAGAUUUAUACCGCCUCGUUUCUAACAUGGACUUCUUCCGAGUGCUGUCGUUGUGGUUCACUGGCCCUGGAUUCUUCUUAAAUUCGGUCAUCCUCGUUCUGGCAGCGUACGUCUGCCUGUAUACGAAAUGCUUCUUAGCUUUUGCAAAAUACAACUACAGCGGGCCCGUCGAAAGUGCCCUAGAAUACGUAUUGACGCCUUCCACAUACAUCCAGUUUCAGCUUGGGAUGCUUCUUGUGCUACCUCUUGUCCCAUGGCUUUUCCUUGAGAAGGGUUUUGGCUCAGCAUUGCGGAAGUUACUAGAUCUUAUGAGCAAGUUUUCCGUUACUUACUACAACUUCAUGACUUGUACGAAAGCUUCCGUCAUAGAUCACGUAUUAAUAUACGGUGGAGCGAAGUACCAGGAAACUGGCCGAGGAUUCGUCAUAGAACGUGCAACCUUGAAAGACAUCUGGAUGUUUUUUUACUUCACACACUUUUCUGUUGGCUUGGAAAUGUUCGUUCUUCUCAUCAUAUAUGCUACGUACGCAGGUCUCGAUGCAGGCGUCUUCUUUCUGGACACGUGGCCGAUUUUCUUAAUGGCAGCUUCGAUAAAUUCUGUGCCGUUCAUCUUUAACCCAUUGGGAUUCUACUAUCCUCGGCUGCGACAAGACUUCACGAGCUGGAAUGCAUGGCUGUCAUCCCAUGAACUGUCCAUGCCAAAAGAAUCAUGGGUAUCAUGGUGGCGAGAGGAGAUGGAGCAGAGAUGUAACAUCGUAUGGCACCAUAAACUCAUCAUUGUCCUCCGACUUCUACGAUUUCCACUUCUUGCUGCAGGAAUUAUAUCUUGCGUCGCCACAUCCAUACAGUCGGCUGACGUAGACUGUGCAGUUUAUCUGGUGGCAGCGUCUGGACUGUUCGCUUCCAUAAAGGCACUUCUACGAGAGCUACAGACGGUCAGCCCCUCUAUAAAGGCGUGGCUCUCUCUCCUUCUUGUAGCGGGAGCAUCAAUUUUGGUGCUGUGGCUUGUCAUAACGGGCAAGAUCUCGCUAGGGUCUCUCGUUGUUUCAUUCUUUGCUCUCGGUCUCUUCGUGUACGGUGCUCUUGAAAUCGCCUUUGCACUUUUGGACCGGUGGGCAGUCCGCAGCGACAUGCUCUCGGACGUGAUUCGAAUGUACCACCGCUUUGCGGGCUUCUGCAUUUUUGCGCCUUUGCUGGUUCUCUCUGCCAUUACCACAAGCGUGCAUCAUCUUCAAACGCGCAUCCUUUUCAACCCGACUUUUGUCUCCAUAGUUAAAAGCGGCCUUGUGCAGCGCGAACAAGUUGAGAAAAGUGGCCGGGGCCACAGCUGA